Vitrella brassicaformis is the source of this 3514-nucleotide messenger RNA. The record is from the annotation of a GenBank genome assembly. Lineage: Eukaryota; Vitrellaceae.
UGAAGUAUUACAUUGUAAUGAAGUGAUUUUGCGAGACGAUGGCAUUCAUGAACUAUUUACCUUGCCCUACAUCGGUCAACACGCUCCACUGACUGUUCCUUUUUUUAGAGACCACACUAUAUAUUCACACACACCGCGCAUCAGUGCAACGUCAUACCACACGUUCGCCACGCUAUCCAUGCUCGUUUCACAUCCGGAUGGUGUGAGCUAAGAAAGUGUCCCACGCGCAACCUUGGGUCAAAGACCCAGGACACACGUACACACUCCUUGUCUGCACACGAACUGAAGCGAGGGCACCCACACGAUCAGCCAGACUCCUCCCUGCGAUCUAAUUGCUGCGAUCAACAACCCCCGUCUCCUCCCCUCCCCAAGACCGGAGGAAAUACUUACAGAAAUGUAGUGGAAAGUAUCAUGCAGGAGGGCACACAGAGAGAGGAGGGCAAUACACAUUUGCCGCCUAUCUGCCUGCCUACAUCUCAGGCGCACAGGGACGAGAUAUGCACUUAUGACAUGUCUCUAAGCGAAAAGUCACCAAAUCACGAAAGCGAGAGCACAGCCAGCACCUACCCAACAUCCUUCUCUCCAGCACCCGCCCCUUGCCACCAUUUGACGCCAGCGAAGGUGGAACCACCUCCACAACUGGCAACUGACCACUAGAAACUGACCGCUACGUGAAAUUACUAAGAGUGAGCUUCGACUGUGAAUGAAUGAAUAGAAAGUAUGACGAGACAGCUGUGCACCACUCGUACGUGAAGAUGAAAUCUACGACAAAAUCUACGAUAAGACGUUUGCCAGCCUCUGCCUAGACGUAGCACAGCGAUACAAACGCCACUGCCUGUGUGGGGCUCUCAAGCAGAGUAUAGGCAGGGACGCAGGACACAUACAAUUCUUCUCUGUACACGAAAAAUCAGAGCACGGUCACGGUCUGCAGUCUACAGAGAAAAACACCAGAAUGGAAUCAGUCCCCCGAUAACACACAAAGGAAAUGGCGGCGAAUGUGGUGGGAAAGAAUCAUGCAGGCACACAGAAAGCAAAACACAUGUGUGAGACAACCUCUUUAGGCAGCCAGCCACUGUCUGCAAUCAACGUCCGAAUCUCGGAUGGAGUAAAAAAGCAAGACCCAAAAUCUGGAGGGUGGUGAAGGCAGUCGUGCGCUCCCGGACAAACGGGAUCGUCAAGCACACAGAGGUGUAGGAAACGGAAGGUGGAGAAGACAAGGACAAAACGACAGCCGCAAUAGUGAGACAGCAGGGGGGGUAUAGGGUUAGGCUCGUCACGACGGAGAUGGACAUUUAGCCUCAUCACGACGAUGAGCCCGAGAAUGUCAAAAUCAACCGUAUCCACAGCAUCCCAACAAGAGGGGGCUGUGACCGACCAUAGAGCGUCGGAUCAAUUCUGCUUUCUGUGCUUCUGUUCCUUCUUGCCCUUCUUGUGGUUCUUAUGCUUCUCCAACAUCUUCUCGAAGCAUAAGAACCAUAAGACCGGCCCUCUUCUCUUUCCUUUCGCAUUUGCCGCACAGUUAGCGGGCUACACAUCACACGACAUAGGAUGCAUAUCUAUUCCUCCUGUCAUGUAACUCACCCCGCAACCGGCAAGGCCUAAGCCGGGUUCAUUUCGCUUCCCCUUAUUCGCCCUGCUGUUCAAUAUGACCUUGCCCUUCGCCUGGCCAAGCACGCCAAUCCAGAAGAAUAGAGCGCCCUUUCGGUUGUUGUUGAAGUCGUCGGGGUCCAGGCUGCAAACAUAUCGACCGUUGCUUGCAAGAACGCAAGCAAAUGUGUAUCGCCUUGAGGCGUACCAGCACGAGCCAAUGCUGUAAAAUAACGCCGCACCGUCCGUGCCGUCCGAAAAAAUUCAGUGGCAGGGCAGGUGCCUGGCAAGACAACACAAGGCAAGGAACAUACGACAAAAGCUGGCAUGACGUAACCACUGACCACUGCAGCACUCCUGGUUGUUGAAGCCGAAGAUUACAUGAUCCUCGAACUGAAGAGACAAGCACAUGCAGAAAAUGAAGACAUACAUUAUUGUCACUUACGUCAUCGUCACUGUCUGGGUGGAUACUAAUCUGCGCAGCGCGACAAGGACAUGAUGUUUGUUGAUGUAUCGGAUCGAUGUUCACUGAGUUUACUUAGCUUACCUCCCACGCGACGUCGAUGACGAAAUCUGGACCCUCCCCCGACAAGGAUGCCUUGACGACAUCUUCGCGCUCCCCAUCCUCGUUGACGACGAGGAAGUUCUGUCGAGAGACUACCGCGUCGCGCAACGUAGGGUCGCAAAUGUCAACUUUGCGUCCUCAGGAGGGUCGUUAAAGAAGCUGAAGAAGUCUGCAUCACACACAGAAGGAAAAAUUGGCUUCCUCUGCCUAGGAUCCCGCCUCACCAAUGCCACAUAUGCUAGCUGGUAUAGCUGGUGGAUGUGGCUCGGGGACAGGGUACUCAGCCGGGGUUAUGUCGAUGCUCUUAUCGACAUAACCUUGACAGGCACAUCAACGAGGCAGGCAUAGAAGGCGAAGAGGAAACAUGUACGUGUGUGUACCAGGCAAGCGGACUGGGGUAGUGUCGAGGAAUUUGACGACCGCCACAUCGCCAUCCUCUUCCAGGCUGUCGACGAGUGGGGUAUAAAGGUCGAAGAAGCCAUCCUUCACUGUAGUAACGGAGUCUGGGCACGUUAGCUGCGGCCAAACCCACCAGAAAUGACCUCUUCUGAAGAAACCGUCACUGUGUUAACUUGCCUUACCUUCGUCCCAGACUCCUCCUCAGGCGGAUCCAACAGGGCUUCGGUGUUCUAAUGAUGCACAUCAUUCCCUGAAUCAUUCGUGACUCUUUAUGUUCUCGUGUCUUCAGUUGCUGCUGGCGCGGGGGGCAGUCUGCAGCACGCAAGGUAAGAGAGCGCGUGGGGACACCAUGCCUUUACUCUUACUUGAGAAGAAACACUCGCCAUCCAAGGAUUGCUUCAUGGCAAUAUCGUCCCUCAAAGCCCGAUGGAAACGCCAAACGUCGACGAAACACAUUCCGCUGCGGUACAAUCCUCCUCUAGCACUUCGUUUCCGGCAGAGGAUGGGAUGCAACGCUCGUCCAUCGAAUUAUGUCUCCGCUCAUCUUAGCGAUCGUGGUCGUACUCAGGGCUGCGUGCCCUCGCGAAUUCGCAGUUGUGCACGCCGUCGAUUUGAUUUUGUGUGUCUCGGCCAAUGCGCGUUCCGGGGACGCUGGGGGAGAACGAAGCUCUCUUCGUCGGAGUGCAGCAGCGCCAAUUUAGCGGUCUUAAGCAUGCCAUCGCCGAUUUGCGGCUGCUUAGACUAUUGACUUACACGUCUUGACCUGGGCGCGCCGUGGGGCACGAUGUCUUGUCCGUCGCUUCACAACAUUCAAGGCAGCGCGCUCGUGUCAGGUCCAUUGUGCAAUUGCCAUUGUGCGUCGAUGGGCCUCGCCGCGAACGCGGCUCGACGAACGGUUACGAGGGGGGAGGGGCCCCCGAGUAAUGGGAGGCGAUCGGGAAGGGACACCAGGCAAAAUGUUGC